CUUUAAAAAUAUGUGAUGUUUUUAAAAAGUUUAAACAUAUUCCUGUUAUUAAUUGCAGAUGUUGCAUUACACACAGUGCAAGUGAAAGUUGAGCAGGGGACUGUAAUCGGCAUCAGACUGAGUACCGUUUUCGAGAAGAAACUUUAUUAUGCAUUCUACGGUGUUCCGUACGCCCAGCCCCCCGUCGGUGAGCUUAGAUUCAAAGAUCCUAAGCCGGCGAAAAAAUGGGAGACACCGUUCGAUGCAUCUCUCGAAUACCACGGAGCAUGCUCCCAGGCACAUAUAGUACAUAAACAAGGUUUAUAUGGAUUUGAAAAUUGUCUUAACAUGAAUAUAUAUACACCUCACCUCCCGAAAGAUGGCAAUAACAAUCUCAAACCUGUGAUCGUAUGGAUUCACGGCUAUGCUUUCACCUCAAGUUUCAGUCAUAUACAUGGUGCUGAUUUUAUAAUAAACAAUGAUGUCUUGUUUGUCAGUGUGACGCAUAGGAUUGGAGUUUUCGGAUUUUUGAAGAAAAAUGAAACGGAUACCCAUGCUAACAUGGGUCUUAAGGACAUAGUUCGGGCUUUACAAUGGAUAAGGAGAAAUAUUAAAAAAUUCGGCGGAGAUCAUAAUCAAAUUACUGUGAUGGGAAACGGAUCCGCGAGCACUUUUCUUUCUAUAUUACUUAUGACAAAAUUUAAGAAACUGUUUUCGAAAAUGAUAUUACAUAGCGGAGCACUGUAUUCUCCAUCUCUUUUUCAAACUGAUCACAUUUUAGAGAGAGAUAGAUUAUUAAAAGCUCUUAAAAAAAUAACUCUUGACGAUUUGGACACAGCGCAAACUAAAGAUAUAAUAUUAGCUUCAGCAAAUAUUUACACCAGUAAAGAGCUUAUCAAUUUCCAACGACCAAUAAUUCCGUUUAUGCCUACUCUAGAAGAAAAAUCAAAAAUGGCGUUAGUUACGAAUGAUCCUCUGAAAGAAAAUUUAAAACACAAUACUCCAAUAUUAAUUGGUUUCAAUAGUCAGGAAAGUAUAUCUGAAGCAAUCCCGUUCAUACACAAUCCCAGAUUCUUGAAAUCGUUCGAAGCUUUCUUUAAGUUUAUGGUGCCGUUCACAGGAAAAUGUAGAUACAAUUAUACAUCUAAAAAGUAUACAGAAAUUUCUGACAAAAUAAAAAAUAAAUAUUUUGCCGGUUCUAUAACAGAACAUUCUUUGGAUAAUUUUUUGAGAUAUGUGUCAGAUUUACUUAUAUAUCCCAUAUUGCAAUUUAUAAAUACAUCACUGAAUAAAAAAAAAGAUAAUAUGUAUGUGUAUAAAUUUAAUUAUGUAGGCAAUUUUAGUGCGGUAAAGAGAAAUUCCCUGGCAAAUGCAAAUGUAAGAGUAAAGGGCGCUGCGGCCGGUGACGAGAUAUGUUACGUGUUGAAGUGUGAGCCGCUCUGGGAGGACUAUGUUAGGAUAAUUCCUGAUGCCAAUAAUAAAGACAGAAGAUUAAUCGCUGAAAUGGCAAAUUUAUGGUCAAAUUUUGCUAAAACGGGCAAACCUACGCUUUCAGUAUCCACAGAGACUUUUAGUUGGCCACCGAUAACAUUAGGCGACAAAAAAAUUGCCGUAAUUAGCAAUAACAUAAAAUUAAGCAGCAUGAAAUUAGAGCAGGAAAAGUUUUCUUUUUGGAAAGAUAUCUACGACAAUUACUAUGCAGACGAAAGGUGUAAUAAAAAUGAUCAUGAUGAACUAUAGUUACUGAUUAAUUAGUAGUAGUAAUUAACUAUCUUCUAAAAAUAAUCUUAUUUUUAUAAUAAUCUACUUCUGUAAUCUUGAAAUUUCUGUAAGUUCGAAAUGGCGAUCCUGUGAAA
Plodia interpunctella (Indianmeal moth) is the source of this 1835-nucleotide messenger RNA. Its product is annotated as venom carboxylesterase-6. The transcript has a single exon. The record is from RefSeq and is a predicted model, not a curated record. Lineage: Eukaryota; Metazoa; Arthropoda; Insecta; Lepidoptera; Pyralidae. Bases 16 to 1719 code for a protein of 567 amino acids.